Liolophura sinensis is the source of this 1992-nucleotide messenger RNA. RefSeq lists its product as uncharacterized. NCBI's taxonomy places the organism in Eukaryota, Metazoa, Mollusca, Polyplacophora, Chitonida, Chitonidae. The record is from RefSeq and is a predicted model, not a curated record. Gene Ontology annotation, molecular function: protein-membrane adaptor activity; protein binding. Bases 1 to 1992 code for a protein of 663 amino acids. Gene Ontology annotation, biological process: nucleus-vacuole junction assembly. The transcript is spliced from 14 exons.
AUGGAGAGGUUGCAGGUGAAGGUAGAGACCAUUAAGCCAGGUCCCGUGGAUGAAAUCAUCUCCAUUCUUAAAAAACUCCUUAACUUGUGCCUCUGCUGUGUUACCUGUGGCUGUUACCGAGGCAACGGUGGUGACCGUAUACGUAAUGGAGAGUUGUAUGAGGUGGAGCUACUGGACAGCGAGCGACAAGCUGUUCAGAAUCUGUUACAAUAUCUCGACAAAGAGAUGGGAAAAGAUGCGACGAUAAAUGGUGAACGGCUACGAGCACUGUGCAUACUUACCUACUCGGACAACUUAGAGCUACAGCGGUCAGCGGCACUAUGCUAUGCUGAAGUUAGUGCCAAAAUGAAGGCUCCACUGACAGAUGCCAUGGCAGAGCCACUCAUCACUCUUCUUAAGUGUAAAGAUGUGAAGAUACAGCGUGCGGCAACUCUGGCAGUCAGCAACUUCCUCGUCUAUGGCCACGAGAGGAAUGCAGACACUCUUGUCCAAGCAGGUGUCAUGAAGCCCCUGGUUGAGCUUCUGAACUCUUCUGACGUGGAGGUACAAUGUAACACCUGUGGAUGUAUCACAACCAUAGCAACGUCAGAUGCUCACAAACAGUUAAUUGUCAAUGAGGAUGGGAUACAACCGCUUCUGGUGUUACUGAACUCACCCGACAGUCGUGUCCAAAGGAACGCCGCGGGUGCGGUGCUCAACCUUACUCACACUCAAUCCAAUCGGAAUGAGCUUGUACAGAAGGGUGUCAUUCCUCUCCUGGUAGAUCUGCUCAAGUCACGUGACUCGGAUGUUCAGUAUUACUGUACAGCCGCGCUGAGCAACCUCGCAGUCAAUGAGAAACAUCGAACAAUGAUGGUCGCCAUUGGUCAUCACGAUAUCCUCAAGAAUAUGAUUCGUCUUUUAUCGACAGACACAGAAAGGAUAAAAUGUCAGGCCUGUCUAGCCUUGAGGAACUUGGCUUCUGAUAGUGAUAACCAGCUUUUAAUCGUGAAACAUGGAGCUAUCCCAGCAUUCCUCAGUGUCUUGCAGCGGACUAACGGAGCGACGUUAGUUGCAGCAGUGGCUUGUGUCAGGAACCUUUCCAUCCACAAAGGGAAUGAGUUAUCUGUUAUCCAAUCAAAUCUGCUGAAGGAGCUGUAUCGGAUCAUUCAAGAGAUGAAGUCAAAUCCAGAUGCUCAGAUGCAUGCAGUGGGCACGCUCAGGAACCUGGCUGUAGGAGAGCAUGUCACGUUGCUAUUGGAGACAGGUGUCAUUGAGUCAUUGGUGGGCGUUCUUCUAGACCCAGAGACUCGGUCCCCAGUUUUAGCAGAAGUCACCGCGGCUCUGGCUGUGCUAGCCGAUGAGGAUGUAGUAAAGAGACAAUUGGUCACACUUCACAAUGGCCGUGUUUUCACGCGCCUGGUUGCCACAGCGUCUUUAUCCAACAACUCUGAAGUCCAGUACAAUUCUGCAGGGAUUUUAGGGCAGAUCUCCAUAAAUGAAAUCCCCAGUCGUUUAAAGGAGCUGAACACACCAGGGAUCAUCGUUUAUGUUGACAGGUUCCUGAAAUCCCCAGAACCUAACUUCAUCCACAUUGCACUGUGGACGCUUGUUCAGUUGUUGAAAGAUGACUAUUUCGUAGAAGCGUUCCGUGACGUCCACAUUGACCAGGUUGUGAAGCAAUUGGCCUCGUCGCCUCAUCCAUCGGCCAUCUUGGAUCUGUGCGACGCUGUAAUAAAUGAUCUCGCUUCUGACUCGCCCGAUGAUGAGGAAGACAGCAAUGGGAGUGGAGCUGACAAUGAUAGUCAAGACGAUAGCCAAGAUGGUACAGAAGAGAUCACAAAAGAUUUGAACAAGUUAGACUGUGAUGUUCUCUAUGAACUAGACAGAGAGAUUUUUGGUGAUUUUACAACCCAUUUUAUGAUGGUGGAGUCAUAUUGGUGUCAUUCUGAUGUCUGGAAAGGUCAAAAGGUCAAGUUACCUUUAUAUGUCCUUGCACAAGCUUAUAUCUGA